CCUUGCCAACACCGGAGGUCAAAGGGAGCUGCUUACGACAGCCGUAUUGUGAGGCCGUGUUGUAGCUGUCAGCGUGACUGUAUGGAGACUGGUAUAUAACACAGACAUCCGAGCAGAGUGACGUCCUGCAGGCUGCGGGGACCAUGCUGUACCUGAUCGGACUGGGUCUGGGGGAUGCGAAGGAUGUGACAGUGAGGGGCCUGGAAGUGAUCAAGAGCUGCUCCCGGGUCUAUCUGGAGGCAUACACGUCCAUACUGUCCGUGGGCAAGGAGGCUUUGGAGGAAUACUAUGGCCGCGAGCUGAUCCUUGCUGACCGCGAGACCGUGGAGCAAGAGGCCGAUGAAAUUCUCAGAGACGCGGCUGUUACUGACAUUGCCUUUUUGGUGGUUGGCGAUCCAUUUGGGGCUACAACACACAGCGACCUGGUUCUGCGAGCUGCUAAGGCUGGAAUCCAGCAUCGGGUCAUUCACAAUGCAUCUAUACUGAGUGCUAUUGGCUGCUGCGGCCUUCAGCUUUACAAUUUUGGGGAGACCGCCUCCAUUGUCUUCUGGACAGACUCCUGGAAACCAGAGAGCUUUUAUGACAAAAUCAGAAGGAACCGACUGAGUGGACUGCACACUCUCUGCUUACUAGAUAUAAAGGUGAAGGAGCAAUCCAUAGAGAACCUUAUGAGAGGAAAAAAGGUCUUCGAGCCGCCGCGUUUCAUGACUGUGAAUCAAGCAGCAGAGCAGCUUUUACAGAUCGUGCAGAACAGAAGGGAGCUGGGAGAGGAACUUGCUCUAACCGAGAACACAAUCUGCGUGGGACUGGCCCGAGUCGGGGCUACUGACCAACAUAUAGCAGCGGGCACUCUGCAGCAACUCAGCACGGUUGACUUUGGAGGUCCUCUUCAUUCUCUGGUGAUAAGCGGCUGCAUGCACCCCCUAGAACUGGACAUGCUUAGACUGUUUGCUGUGGAACCCUGUAGCUUUGAUCAGAUAAAUGUGGAGGACAGCUCAACAUAUCUGUCGUCAUAGACAAUCCGUGAACAAUCUGCCCUACUCGAUGCAGGAGCAGCUGCCCAGCCUGUGGCAGCAAACAGUGCUUUGUGUUUGUCCCCUUGUGUUACUGUGCCACCCUCACUAGUGAUAGUCGUAUCCUAGGGAUGCACCAACUGCACACUUACUAUAUAUGAGCUAAAAUCUGAUGUAAGAAUUGGACCUCAUGCACGCGACCGUAUCAGUUUGACGGUCCACAAAUUAUGGAUCCACAAAAUACGUAGGAGUUUGUGGUCCCCAUUUUGCAGAUAUGUUCUAUCUUUUUGCUGAACGGACAUGCAGAUGUGGACCUAUGUGCUUUCAGAAUCCGUAUGUCCGAUCAGCAAAAAGAUACAGUAGAACUUUUUUCAUAUUUGG
Molecule: messenger RNA, 1394 nt
Organism: Bufo gargarizans (Asiatic toad)
Lineage: Eukaryota; Metazoa; Chordata; Amphibia; Anura; Bufonidae
Gene: DPH5
Product: diphthamide biosynthesis 5
Exons: 7
Coding region: 144-1016 (290 amino acids)
Biological process (GO): protein histidyl modification to diphthamide
Molecular function (GO): diphthine synthase activity
Source: RefSeq, a predicted model, not a curated record